AUGGGUGAUCAACACCACAGAAAGCGCUACUCGGUAAGCUCGAUGCCAAUCCGGCCAGAAGAGUUCCGAAUGAGAGUGGCGUUGAUGUCCGAGGUGGAGAAGAGUAUCCAUCAUGCAGGUCAAGUCCAAGUCCUGGUCAGCUCGGAUAGGAGUGGUCUUCAUCGAACUUCAAUCGUGUCUUCGGCCUUUGAAUUUCAAAAUGCCGAUCAAAUCUUGGACUAUUUAGGUAAAGAAAAAUUCUUAACUUUGGCUGCAGAAAUUCGAGUUUGUUUACCAGUCUGUCGGGAAAAUAAUGUGGAUUUGUCGCAACAAAAUGUAUCGCUUCAACGCAAUCACAUACCGUCGCAAAGCGAUGAUGGGCGAUUCCAUGGCGCGACGAAUCCACAUUAUUUUCCCGACACACUGAUAUGAUAGAUUUUGAUGACAAAACAGUGAAUUUUUCGAUCUUGUUAACUCUCUUUAAAUCAGCAAUCAACAUUUUUCAGGUUUCAAAUCACCCAUAAUUCUCUACACAAUCCUCUGCAUGGCCGUUUGUUGGAGCCUGGCGAUCAUGACAAUUAUGUGUUCCCACUUCUAUGAGACCGGGAUUGAAUGUGAAUAUGGCGACAGAAAAUGCGCCGCAGAAGCAAACGAGAUGAAAACAAUCGAAAAACAGUUCUUUUCUGGGAAAGAUAAAUGGUUGGGGCCGGAAUGGUCGGCUUCAAUAUUCUUUAUUGGCGAUCUUUUAGGUGGAAUUACGCUGAGCUACUAUGCUGAUGUGUAAGCUCUUGAAACAUCAAGUUCGGCGGCAUAGAGCGUUAGCUUCUUAUACAGUGGCGGACCUGCUCCAGUGGCAAAAAACGUACCAUUUUGUAUCCGGGAAGUAUCAAAAAUAUAGCAAAAUACCUCCCUCUUCAAGUGAAAACACUCCCAUUUCAAAAGCAUCCGCUCUUUUUGAGAGUAUUUUUAGCAGGAGAGGGAGGUAUUUUGCCAUAUUUUUGGUACUUCCCGGAUGCAAAAUGGUACGUUUUUUGCCACUGGAUCAGCUCCACCACUGUUGUUCGAUAAAUUUCAGGCAUGGUCGGAAGAAAAUAGUCUUCCCAUCCAUGUUUGUCAUGGGAUUUCUCCUCAUUGUCUCCACCUUUGCCACCACUUUAAUUGGAUUUUUGGUUCUUCGAUUUAUGGCCGGAUUUUUUCUUACUGUAAGUUAUCCCCGAUCCAUUGUAAUCAGUCGAUCCUAGGCCUCAUUCGUGAUAGUUUGGGUGCACGCCAGCGAAUGUAUCAGCGCCAGGUAUCACGCAGUUUUAUCCGUUAUUUUCGGCUUCACCUGGGUUAUUGGCUAUGCUUGUGUUGCAUUGAUUGCAACAUUCCUCCAUGAUUGGAGGCAAGCAACGAUUAUUGUGGCUGUUCCUCAGCUCAUUAUCUCGUUUUCUCUCUGGUUGUAGGUUUAAAAAAAUAUGACCUCUGAUUUUAAUGCGUAUUUUACAAAAAUUUCAAAAUUUUAGCACUAUCCCGGAGAGCUUCCAGUUUGUCGUCGAGAAACGCCGAAAACAAGAACUGCACAUGUGGCUAAAAUCUUCGCGAAACCCCUAUUUAGACCAGAAUGUCAAUGCGGAAAAGUUUUUGCAGACAACGCACAAGCAUGUGGAGGAUGAGGGAGCUGAUGAUCUGAGUGGAUUUCUCAAGUAUCUACAGGAACAUACAGCAAUCAUAAAGAUCGUCGUUAUGUCCGCUUGCUUGUGGUAGGCCACGAACUAGGUUAACAAAGUCAUCUGCUAACUAACGACACCGAAUAUGAUCAAAUAUAUUAGAAUUACUCAUCCAAUUUUAGGAUCUUCACUUUCCUCUGGUACCUCGGACUUUCGAUGCAAAGUACAUCCUUGGGAGGCGAUGCAUACAAAAAUUUCUUACUCUCAGGACUAGUUGAGAUCCCAGGGCAUAUUAUUAACCCACUUUUGAUCAAAAACAUUGGAAGGAAACGGACCACAGUCACAGUUUAUACGCUCGGAACGGUCUGUUUACUCGGAUUGUCCUAUAUCGAAGACAGUAAGUUAAUCUCUAAGCAUGCAGUUUGGAAACAACGUGAAUGUCAAAGACAAUUCUAUUAGCCAUGGGAUGAUACCUUAUACAGCUAUAAAAAACCAGGAGAUAAGCUAAAAACAUUAUUUUAGCUCACUCCGACCUGUACCUAUAUGUUUGGAUGUCGGCCAAGUGUUUAUCAGCCGCCGCAUUCAUGAACCUAUUUAUAAACGGCGCAGUAAUUUUCCCCACAGCUAUUCGAAACUCAGCAAUGGGAAUCUGCGCCGUCUGCAGCAACAUCGGAGCUUCAAUCGGUCCCCAUGUACCUCAUCUGGUAAGAUACUAUAAAAAUACCCGGAAAACCGACAAACUGCCUAAUCUAUUUGUAAAAUCACAAGCUGUCUGUUUCAGAAGAGGUUUGGCCAUCCUGUUCCAUGGAUUGUGUUCGCUCUGGCGACAGCAAUCAGCGGAAUGUUGGCCAAUUCCAUGCCAAAACCCGACCUAGAGGACGAAGAGCCAACAGUCAACGGAUACGUCGAAGUUCCACUUGAUGAGGAAGUGUAG
Messenger RNA from Bursaphelenchus xylophilus (pine wood nematode), 2562 nucleotides. The record is from the annotation of a GenBank genome assembly. NCBI's taxonomy places the organism in Eukaryota, Metazoa, Nematoda, Chromadorea, Rhabditida, Aphelenchoididae.